CUGCCACCACUCUGUAGCAGUGAGUGGCUGCAACAAAAAGCACAGAAUAACAUCUCCGACUCCCCGCUCGCCUUUUUCUCUCUCUCUCCCUGUGCGUCUCAGCAAGCAGAUGAGGGCUCUGCUCACAGCUCUGCGGAGGCUAUGCUGGGACUUAGCCGGCGUCGGGAGCACAAUCUUUGGAUGCCAUCAACAAGUUAGGGUUGGAGGGCUGCGGCCAUGAAAGAAAAAACACUCGCUCUUUAAGUAAGCGGCUGAGCUGACAUCUUUGCGGUGGAAAGAAAGGGGUAAAAAAAAAAAAAAAGAAGGGGGGGAACGGACGAGGAGGAGGAGGAAAACCUUCAUCGGAAUCACAGUGACUGCAACUGAUCAAGUUGAAAAAUAUAUAAAAAUACUUCAAGGAUUUUUUGUUGGAUAGAGAAGCCUAUUCAACACUCUUCGGGAUUGUAUGGGACGGAGAAUAAAAACAGGAAUAAACAUCUUGGGACAUGGAAUUUUAUAUUUGGUUUCAUUUGCGUGGGCUCACAACCGCUUCGUUUGGGCUUCUUCAAGGGGGCUCUUUCCCUUUGGAUUUUUUUCCCAUGUGGUUGCUCAAAAAGUCUGCGGCGAAGGACAGUUGAAUGCAGCUUCCGAUGUGCACAAAAGAAUGGGUUUUCAUUCAAGGUGGCCAUUGGUGGGAUCUGCACCAGCGGCUCUUUGUCUGUAUUUGAUCAGCAUGCUCCUUGUGUGCCUGCUGCCUUCUGCAUCAUGCACAACCUGCCCUCAAAAAUGCCGCUGUGAGGACCUGCAGUUCUACUGCGACACCCAGGGACUUCAGGCACCCCCAGAUGGCGUGGACAAAGGAGCCCUGGGGCUUUCGCUACGGCACAACAGCAUCAAUGAGCUUAGUCCUGAUCAAUUCUAUGGAUUCAGUCAGCUCACCUGGUUACAUCUCGACCACAACCAGAUAACCACGGUUCAAGAAGAUGCCUUUCAAGGGCUCUACAAGCUGAAGGACCUCAAUCUGAGCUCCAAUCGUAUCACCAAGUUGCCCAAUACAACCUUCAUCCACCUCAUCAAUCUCCAGAUUUUGGACCUGUCCUUCAAUCAGAUGACCGCUUUGGAACCGGAACUGUUUCAUGGAUUAAGAAAGCUCCAAAUACUCCACCUCCGCUCCAAUUUACUUCGCACCACACCUGUUCGGGCAUUCUGGGACUGCCGCAGCCUGGAAUAUCUUGGCCUGAGCAGCAACCGUCUACGGAGUCUAGCUCGAAAUGGUUUUGCCGGGCUCAUUAAACUCAAAGAGCUCCACUUGGAGCACAAUCAGUUGACAAAGAUCAACUUGGCCCAUUUCCCGCGCCUCGUUGGGCUCCAAUUUCUGUACCUGCAGUGGAAUAAGAUCAACAACAUCACUUGUGGCAUGGAGUGGACCUGGACGACUUUAGAGAAGCUGGACCUUACAGGAAAUGAGAUUCGCGUCCUGACACCAGACAUAUUUCAAACUCUGCCAAAUAUAAAGAUUUUGCUGAUGGAUAACAACAAAUUAAGCAGUCUAGAUGCCCAGGUGAUGGAUAUGUGGCAGUCUCUAAGUACUAUUGGGCUGUCUAGCAACCUCUGGGAAUGUACCAAAAGGAUUUGUCCUCUGGCCACUUGGCUAAGCACCUUCAGGGGAAGGUGGGAACAUUCCAUUCUCUGCCAUAGUCCCGAAUACGCCCAAGGUGAGGAGAUACUCGACGCUGUGUACGGAUUCCAACUUUGUCAGAAUUUCUCAGCGCCGGUUGUGCAGACCGCGAGUACAACCACAGACGCGACUACGGCUGCAGAGAUGACGAGCUCCUUGUUUGGAAUUAUGCAGCCAAUCCCGACGCAGGACUAUGCAGAGGAUUUUGGGAGCUUUACCACAGUCACAGUCACAACCACAAGCACCACAACACAAACACCUGUCAUUUUUCAAGCAACCACCACUGCGAUGGAAGAGGCGGCUGUAACGGAUGACUUCUCCAUUAUGGACAACACUGUUAUGACUCAUAGGGUUAUCAUGGGGACUAUGGCUCUUCUGUUUUCAUUCUUUUUCAUCAUUUUUGUUGUAUAUAUCUCACGGAAGUGCUGCCCUCCUACCCUGCGCCGGAUACGCCACUGUACCGCUAUUCAGAAUCGCCGACAGAUGAGGACCCAGCAGCGGCAGCCUAUGGCUGAUCUAGCCACACAGGUGCCCUAUAAUGAGUACGAGCCCAGCCACGAGGAAGGAGCGCUUGUGAUCAUUAAUGGCUACGGGCAGUGCAAGUGUCAGCAACUGCCUUAUAAAGAGUGUGAAGUAUGAACUGGUAUUUAUUUCAAGGGCAUAUGGUUUGCCAUUUGACCAUAUGAUGAUACAGGGUUUGCUUUUUGGAUUAAUUUUCCAGUUAAAUGUAAAGAAAUUUCUACUUUCUGGGAUUUGUGAAAACAUGACAAAUUCUUAUUACGCCAAUGACAGAGGGGGGACGUGGCAGUUAUCUGGGGGGUGGGUGGUUGUAGAGAUAGAUCAUAAAUUUAUUUUUCUAUGAAUGGAAGUUUGUUCGUACAAGGCAGGGGCAAUCAUUUUAAAACGACAAAAAAAAAAUAUAUUAACUGUGAGAUCCGUUUCCACAAUGUCUCGAAAUUCCUCAGCACAGAGCAAAUAUUUAGCCGAAUGACACUAAGCUACGUGGAGAAACUUUGUCUUUCUUUUUUGAAGAUAUUACAAAAUCAAGUUUUUACCCACACCGUGGAAACUGCAAGCAAGCCAACAUACAUUUGGAACUACAAAUUGACUACAAUGGAAUGUCUAGAGAUGUCAAGUUAAACAGCUGUAUUCACUUCAAAAGAAAAAAGACAUACAUUAUUUUUGUCAGAUUAUUAUUUUUUUUCUGGGGGAAUCUAUUCAUCUUAGAUGUACGAUCCAAGCCCGUUUGUAAAGGUUUCCGUUUGUUGUCACACUGAUGUCCAACUCAAAUUACAGCUGACAAGUCGCUAUUUUAGCAUUCUCAAUGAAAACCAAUGACUGGGACAGUUUCCAUUCUUGCUGUUGUCCAGGUGGAUCGUGACGGUAAUAACUAGGAAAGGCUAUAUUCAUAAAAUUCUGUCUGUUGGUAUCUUUUCCCAUGCUUGAACAAUGCUUGCAACCAGCAACUCAUAGUGAUUUGUACAGGUAAAUAAUUUAGCAUUACAGGUUCUAAAAUUCUACUUAAAAUAGGGGAAAAAGGGAAGGGAUCUGAAAAAAAUUCUGUCCUUUAUGGGGGGGACAUGACAGAAAAUAAUUGAGAACCACCGGGCUAAUGUGUAGUGUAAAUGCCAGAUUGGGGACCAAUUCAUUCUAGAAGAAAAAAAAACGUUCCCAGUACCCCAGGCUCUUUACUCCUAACACACUAAUCAGGACUGACAGCCCCAAGAUUGGACCAAUUAAGGCAAGGCAAAAGAAUCAAAUAUUCUGUCACCCACACCAGUGAUCUGGCAACAAUUUGCUUGUCCGGACACUCAAAUAUAGUGUUAUUAUAGUCACUCUCUAUAUCACACAAAAGCAUUAAAAGAAUAUUAUAGGAUGGGCUGGAACAUUUUCCAGGCUUACAAAUAACGCAUAAUAUGACAGUUAUGAGUUGUGUCAACCUAAAGUCCGGUCAAUGCCGUGAAAACAAAUUGAGAUCAAGUGAUAAGCAAACAGCAAGCCUGGGUCAGGACACAUUUGUAUGCAGGAGGGAGAGGAUGUGCAUUAGCAUCAGACUAAAGCUGCUGCUGCUGCAGCUCCGCACUUCUUUGUGCUCAGUUUGGGGGCGGAGGGUUGGGGGGGGGGGGGGCAGGGUUGAAGGAGAGCAAGAUCGAGAGGAAGUGAAGCAGAACAGGAAAGAAGCAACUCAAGGUAAUAUAUGAUAUUAGGUUAUGACUAAUGUGCAUUGAAAGUUCUGGUUAUUGAAAUUAAUUUGAAGAAUAAAUACUGAGUGACAACAUUCUGCCAUAACACUUGUAAACUAAUGUUGAAACUUUUGGCAAAUUCCGAGAAUGCAUCUCAGUUUAUAUCAGGCUUUGUGGCUUUGUGCCCGUCAAAUUUUGGUUUGGUCCUUCCAAAUAAAUGUUUGUGUCAAUGUGUCAGCAUAUGGUCAUGAUAUGCCUACAAACGUUUUGUGUUUUUUUUCCCCAAUACACCAAGAAUGGUUUCAUUUAUUUGAAUUAAAAGGAGAAAACAAUGCACUGCACAUACACUGAUUUCCAAAAAGUUAAACUGGUCUGCUGUGUCUCUACUUUGGUUUACCUUCAGCUUCGCAAUGCUUACUACAGCGGCCCUUUUAACCUGUCUUGCAUGUUUAAAAGUCAAAAUUUAGUUACCAGUUUUGUCACCCGGGAGACAGAAAGACAUUUCUGAUAGAGCAAAAGUUCGGAUCACGUGGAAUUCCAAUCAAUUUUCAGCUAUUAUUUGACAUUUCACUGUUAAAACUAUGGUUGUAACAAGUGACUGAAAAGCCACAACAUUUGUAGAAAUAUGCAUCCCUUUGCACUUUGGCUCUUUGUAAAAUGUUUCUGUUUCCUCUUGUCACCCUCUAGCUCUGGUCCCUAUCUUGCCUAAAAAAAUAAAAAAAAUAAAAAGGAAAAACAAGCAAACAGGUCCCCUUCCUCUCGCACCUAACAUUUUUGUGCAAAAUGAAUGCUUUGCAUUUUUGUAUUGUACAUGUACAAUUUCAUAUCUGUAUAGUGGAUAAGAUGUGCCAACAUGAUCAAAAAUAUCCCCAAAAACAGUAUAUUUUUAAAUAAAAUGGUUAAAAUUACACUGUACUUGAGUUCUCAAAAUGUGCUUUAGUUCACUUCAUCACACUUGGACUCCAAUUAACAGAUUUGUAAAUUAGAUCUCCCUUCAUUAACAACAUUACUGGCACAUAUCUUUUGAAAAUGCUUUUUAAAGCAUUUCUCCUUAUCAAUUUCAUACAGUUGACAGCAGCAAAGGACAAAAAAAUACUAACAUCCUAUCCAGUGUACAUUAACGCAAGAUGAUCACUGCCAAUAUAUGAAAAAAAUUAUUUGUAUUACAAAGAGAAAUUUGACAUUUACACUGAACUGUCGUUUUUAUUCACAUUAAACUGGGGCACUGGCUCAUUUGGCUGACACACAAAAGAUUUUUUUUACACAAGAAUACCGACAGCCACUAAUUUAUUUAUCCUAUAUUACCACAUAUUCAAUUCAACCCAAGAGAUGGGACAAAAACACAUCAGACUGUUAAUAAAACCAGACUAGAAUAUUCCAAAUGUCUUUUAUAAAAGGGUGUACUAAAUCACUCCUAAUGAAAUACGGAUGUGCCAUAUGGAUUAGUACAGAAACAAUAUGAAAUCACACUGAGAAUGUCUCUGUUCUACAUCAGGGCUCAAGUCUGUAACACUGUGGACUCUUUGGGCAAAUAACAGCCUGGAAUAUUUGUCAAUGUGACUACAUAUGUGAAAUAUCAUACAAUAUAUAUGUGUCAUAACAGGCUAUGUCCAUAACGGAAUGUGGGGACCCCCGAAAAUGAUCUGAUGGGAAACAUGGUGCAACGGUGCACAUGGUCCAGGUCCCCAGGGAAUGAUCUGUAACAAUUUGAUGUGAUUACAUAAGGCAUUAGAUAGGGAGGGUGCUGCUGCCAGCGAUAGUGGUUGAUCCAAGUGCCAGUAGGAAUGCCUUGCUACUCUCCACUGUACAGUUUCCCCUGUGGAGCACAGAGAAGCUACGGCUAAGCGGUGCUUACCAGUCAGCUUUGGAAGGCAUGGCAGACAAACCCAGUCUGAAGUACAACUCCAUUUAGUGUUUUUUACCUUGGCAUUUGGUUUACUGACUGCUGAAACGGUUCAUAUUGGGACUUGACUUAAAUAUGUAUGUAUAGGAUAUGGAUGUAUGUAUCGCCUUCCUCCUGACAGUAUGAUUUAUAAUUAACCCUGUCAAAAAAACAGUAUAUUAACUUGAAAAUGAGCCUUUAAUUGGUCUCCUGAUCUUAAAUAACUUUUGCAGAGUAUUCCAAUUUCUCGAGAUGCACCUGAAUAUGUGAAAUCACCAAAUGUUCCGGUGUUAUACUGACAUUUAUUAGUCCUAAUAAAAAGGCAUGUCUAAUCUUAUACUGCUAAACGAGUACCCCAACAAGCCAAUACAAUCAAUACUAAUUAGUUUUCUACUGUUUGAUAAAGCUGUUAAUUGACUAGCGCUGCCACCAGACUAAUUUUUCCAAAUAUUUACUUAUCUAAAUGACAUAUUGGGGAAUUGUUGUCCCAUUUGCCUUUAUUAAUAACAGAAGCUACUGGGUAUUUUGCUGUAUUUAUAUAUUUAAGACAAUAUUACAGGUACAUAACAGAACUGUUAUGUUAUGUUAAAGUAUUUGAAUCACCUAAUUCACAAAUUUUAUGUUGAAAUAGAAGUGUUGAGGCAUACCAUUUUGACGCUUUGGUGGCUGGAGGUUUAUUUUUCCACAAACUAAAUUAAGAGAGAUUCUUGUAUAAACAUUCUACAUUGGCAAAUUUAAAAUGAAAAGAGUCUGCAGGGUUUUGACACUGAAUGACUUAAAGAUACACACACAUAUACUGCAGAAAACUGCAGAAAGAACUGCUUGAGAAUAACAGACAGUAAAAGCCUCGGACAAAGAAAAAGGGUCAAACCGCAAAUAUCAGACUUGUCCAUUAAAAGUUGAGGGCAAAUGUAAUGUCAGCAGCUUAAUAUGUCAAAUCAACCGAGCAUCACUCCAUUUAGCAAAACCGCAACACACACACACACACACACACAGAGCGAAAGAUGCAUUAUUAAUAAAUAAAAAAAGUGGCAGAAACACUUAUACUCAACAUAUGUCAUGCCAAACUGUCAUGACAAUAUGUAACAAAUGAGGUCAUACCAUGUGGCACUGCCAGGGCAACAUUGCCACCUCUCACCACUCGUGGCUGAGUUAGUCACUUUACAUAACCAUCAUUAGGAAUGUACACAAUUCCAUGGAAGCUCACAUGCAAAAUGUAUGCCAUCUUAAAGCAAUUCACGAGCUUUAAUAUUCUGUCGUGAAGAUGGGAAAUGUGUUGUUUUACCAUAAUUCCCAUGCAUUUGCUUUUUGAGGAGGUAAAUAAGAUAUUUUAACAUUUUGUCCCUGUGGUAUAUUACAACAGCAGAUUGGUAGUACAGAUGGCAAUGCGAUUAUGAGAAACGAUGAAAGACAAUGCUCUGGCUGCAACACACAUGCAUUCUGUUACAAAUCACAAUCGGCUUUAUUCACUAUGUUAUGUUACCAUACUAGGAAUUGACUCCUGUCAACAUCACUCUCUCUGUUACACAAAAAAUAUAUUUAUAUUAUAAUAAUAAUAAUAAUAAGGGGAGUUUUACCCAUCAUUGAAAAUCCUUAUGUGUAACGUCAACACAUUUCUUUGGAUUGUAAACAAUGUGCAAAAUUCCAAAAAAGUGCAGUUCCCCUUUAAGCCCAUAUAGUUUCGUGACAACUGUGUAUUUCGCCUUUUCAGGAGCCACAAACCCGGUUGUAAAGCCUAUGUCAUAAAAACACACCCUUUACACAGCAAUCGCUGUAGAUAUCCAUUUUAUACUUUGGAACAGAUAUGUCCAUAAUGCCUUUGUGUGUACAUUAAUUGCAAAAGGUGGAAAUUGGGCUGCUCAUGUCACGCACUUAUGUAGCAAGGUGAACGGACGCACACCUGACUGGAAACGGCUCAAAAUGAUACACUUCACAAGAUUAUAUAUGCUUUAAAAAAAAAGUGACCAUCUGCCCCUCAAUUUCUUGCACGACAUCAAGUAACUGAACUCUACAUUUACAUGCCCUAUGGUUCAGAGGGGAGGAACUUGACUUGCCCACACAUUGCCUUGAAUCCAACCCAUCAAUCAUCUCUGGGAUGCACUAGAAUGGAAAUUGUGAUCUCACAAAAAAAGACGAAAAUGAAAACAAAAUCAUGUACAAUGUAUUCCCCAGAGCAGUUUGACAGCUGCCGAUGCUGCAAAGGAAGAGUAGAAGGCAUUUGGACAAUUUUUUCCUGCUAUUUUGACUUUCCGUCAGUGUAACAUGUUCACCCUUAGAGUAUUUCCUUCAGAUGGUUACACCAAACUAAUCAAAAGAUCCAUCCAGCCAUUCUGCCAUGAAGCUUCAUAACGAAAUACCAAACCGAACCAAAACAUAUGGACUCAUAUAUGGCUUGUUAUUUUCCUGUGAAUUCCAUGUGAACACACUUUACAAAAAGACAGAACAAAGCCCAAAGGGGGUGUUUACACUUGCAUGCAUUUUGUGGCAAUGUGUGCCUUUUUAUGGCACGCCUAAAUAGCGUGAAGACUAGUUUGUGCACCGUUUGUGCUCUGCUUACACAUAAAUUACGCACUUGGCACGCCAUUUGUGACUCCCGCUUGGCUUAUUUACACUCUUUACAUCUAGUGCAUGGCAACAGGAGGUGCAACACCAAUUGUUCCAGCAUGGGUAUAUGCAUUGUCACUUCCCGCAUCCGUGAAGCAGUCGUGGCGUUAUUUGGUACAGCUGUGUCCCACCUGACACCACGCAACAGCAGGCAUCAUCCCUAAAGAGAAAAAGGGGGGGGGGGAUAAAAAAUAAAAACACACUCACAUUGCCCAUGUACUCGGACAGCAGAUCCUGAAGAGCCUGGCGCACUGAAUUGCAUUCGGCCACGAUUCGCUCCCUGCGGUCAUCUCGUGUGCACGAGGAGUCGGCCAUGAGGGCAGCACCGCUGAUGAUGCUUUCAAGACGUUCCUCCAGGGACGGACGAAAGCGCUCCUCACUGAACGCCAGCGGGUCCACAAUGAUUUGUUUCUGUCGAUGAAGAUCAAGAGUUAUACAAAAAAGUUGUGGAGGCAAAAAAAUGAAUAAAAUACACAAAUAUCUAACAAUUCACUUGUUACAAUUGUAGUUUAUUAUUAGGCACAGAGCCAAAUCAAGCCCCCUACACUCCAUCUAAUCUGUCCUCCUCUGGUUUAGUGUGACAUCGCCAUGGCAACAAGCAUGAGAGACACAAACGAGAGGCGAAAAAGAGACAGAUAUAAAUGUGGGUGCAGUGGCGUAGAUGGGAGGGCAUCUACUAAUUCUGCCUCACACUUCCAUUUCACCAAUUUUUGGCCAUGACUUAUACAUGCCAUCAAACGGAAUUUUACAGUCCAUCCCUGAAUACACAAACGCGAUAACCAAACAUCAAUUGUGAAUAAAAAUACAUUGUAUUAUUGUUUGUAAUGCACUGCUUAAAAGGUUAAACAGGUGUAGAAGUGGCAAGAGAUCUAUUCCGAUUAUGUCAAACCUAAAAUAAGAGAAUUGUAGUUGCUUUGGUAAAUGCUUUCCAAUAAACAAACUCUAUGCCAGGGGUGGGCAAACUUUUUGACAUGUGGGCCGCGUUGAGUUUACAAAACUGUCCGGGGGGGCCGGAAAAUAUAUUUAACACACACAAUAUUUUACGUUUAUAAUUCUAUUCUAACAUUCUGCAUUGAAUUAGUUGUCUAAUUUAUUUGUAAAAGUGUCAUACUAUCAGCUGUAUGUUCUUGUGUCCCUUUUUUCAGGAGCACUUUAAACAUCAGACCACAUUACAAAAAUUACAAAAUUGAAUUUUACAUUUUUUGUGUGUGUUUUUUUUUUUUAAUCCGACAUUGCAAGUCAUGUUGCCAGCUUGUAUGUUAAAAGUUGAAAUAGAAAGCAACUGGCGGGCCGGAUUCAGACGCUUGGUGGGCCGCAUGUGGCCCCCGGGCCGUAGUUUGCCCACCCCUGCUCUAUGCUAUGAGUAUGUAAGCGACGACCAAGCAGUUAGGAUCCAUCAAGCAGGUAAAGAAUAUCACAGUAAGAAUGCCACAGCAAGUUGUGCACAACUAUGCUGAUUAACUAAAGAUGCAUUGGAAAAGGAUUCCUAUUGAACAAAUCCAAAUAUAUAGUAAUCAAAAUAAUGGCUAGUAAUGGCUUAAUUUGCUGCAUUUAUCACCCCACAAGAGGCUGUUCAUGUCAAUAUUUUAAUUUGUUAUUUACAAUAUGACACAAUGUGGUGUGCUUUUGGUAUUUUUGAGCAAAUCCCUUGCAUUCAAAGGAGUAAAUUCAAGUCGCUGUUAAAAACAACACUGAUAUAAGUCAAUCUGAAACUAUUUUUACUUACAUCAAAAUUGUUGAGGGCAUAGGCGAGCUCUCCUCCACCUGCAGGUUGAUUGAGUGCAGAGUCUUCGGUGGUUGUGGCCUGAGCAGCAUUGGAGAUGCCCGAAACGGCAUGCUGCAGUUGCUUGUAGAUCAGGUCACGGUUGGCCUUGUAGGCAGCCACAUCAGGGUGCUGCAGGCAGGCGCGGGAUGCCGUGUACAGCAUGGGGAUGUUCUUCUGUAGAACACCGCGAGCUGCAGCCAUUUGGUCCUUGUGGUGGGAAUCCUUCAGCUCCUUGGUGGGUGCAUUAAAAAAAAAAAAAAAAAAAGACUGGGUGAAAAGAUUUGUUGCGUCCGGAGGCUACAUUGGUGGGUACUUUAUACUAAAUUCAAAACAGGGCCUGUCAUGCCCUUACGUUAAGUGUGACAUAGUUUGUUCUGGAUGACCUAGAUAUAUUUCUGUCCCCGGCAGUAACAAUGCAUUCAUAAUCAGGCUGUUAAAAUACGCCUUUGCAAUGUAAUGUGUUGCUACUGAGACUUCAUAGCCUUAUGGACAAGUGAUAGCAAUCACUGGCAAUGCUUCAUGGAUUGUCUUCCUAAUGGAGCAAUUUUUCUACUGCAUAAAUAUUUACAUGCUAUAUAUUUACAUAGACAAAUAUGUGUAAAUUUACAUUUGAAAUUCACAAUUUGACGUUAUUGUUUGCAUGACAUAUGAUAGCGAUGAUCAUGCAACAGCUAGUGACAGAAGAUACUGAUGAUUUGCACAGGUUUUAAUAACAUACCUGCUGUCUCUUGGCUGCCAUGAUGUUCAGCUUGUCUACUUCGGGUUUCAAGGCCUUAUACUGGAUGCCCAGGUCCUGCUCUGUUCCGGCAUUGCGCACUUUCACAAGACUCUCCUCCACCUGAAGCAGGUUCAUACACAAAGUUACGUAAUGCUUUUCAAACACUGCAUUCACUCUAUUAAAAACACUAUGACUUCAUGAUUUAUUAUUAUUAUUUACUUGGUAGUAGUAUUCAUGUGUAAAUAUUGCCAAAAUUAUAUAAAUUAUUUUCCAUGUAAAAUAACCAUGUGUAAUAGCAGGACUCAAUCAAUUGAGAGAGUAAAUAUUGAUUACGUUGAUUAGACGGGGGGGGGCGUCUCUUACCAGUUUCAGCUGCAGUAGAAGUUUGUAGACAUCGGACAUAUCUGCCAGCACCAGCAGAUGUGUGACAGCCGAUAAGAGGGCUCUGGCGGCACGAACCAUAUUACCCCUCUUCACAGAAGAGCAAGGGUCUUCAGCAAAUUCUCCAGAAGCCUGCCUCAUUGACUCACCUGCGAACGUAAAAAAAAAAAAAAAGAGAUUUCAGUGGUCUUGCCAAUAGUGGUGCCAUCACAAAAGCAAAUGUACAACAUUUAUAUGGUAUCAUUAAACCUCUUCUCCAUUAGUCUGUUUAAUGAAAGACCCCUACUGGAAGGCCAUAGAUUUUGCCAUUAAAAUGUAUACAAAGAAACAUCUAGUGUUCUUUUUAUGUACAGUAUCUUAUAUACUGUGCAUUUCCAAGUACACUAAACAGGUCAAAGCCUCAACAAAAGGCCUACAAUCUUGUUUGUCCAUCACCAUGAUUUGUCCUACAUUGGCCUAUACGGUUGACUGGGCUUAUAUUGACUUUGUCGGCUUACAUUAUAAACAUCAGUACAUCUGUCAUAGGUUACAUUCAUGAACUAAUAACUAUAUUUCAUAGUUAAUACUGCUGGAAAAGUGUGCGCUUGCGUGUAUGUAUAUAAUAUAUACUGUAAAUAGCGAACUGUGAUUAUGCUCCUGUGACAUGUUAAAAGAAUCGGUCAAACAAUGCAACUAAUUUUACGCAUGGACAUAAUUAUGAAAUAGGAUUAGGCACAAACAGUACAGAAAACAAUAAGGAAAUCAACUCAAUAUGAGGCUUAUUAGUGAGCUAAAUUGACAUAUUGGCUCAUAUAGCAUAAGCCUAUGCAGCAAACAAAUUGCACACUGCCACAUUACCUCUAUGUGUUCAUGCACAGUGUUAAUACUAGUGAACAAGGAGGAGGUGAAAGGGAGACUAGAAAAUACACAUGAGGUGGUGAUGGGCAUUAGAUUGCUCUCACUGUAGUCAUGCUAUUUUUUUUUUAUCUUUUAUUCAUGUACACCCGACAACAUUUGGCAUACCCCCACUUUGGGAAACCUAUGAAAUGAUCCUUCAAAGUAAGAAACACCACCUUUGGGCUGACUACAUAUAAAUAACUGCAGGCUAAUACAAAUUCUGCUUAGUUAAAAAAAAAAAAAGCACAUCACAAGAUUAAUUUUCGCAAAAAAAAAAAAAAAAAAGAAAUGGCAAUUGGCUACUGAGUGAGUCAAGCUGCUAUUAAUAGUGAGGACCAUUCUACUCCCACAGAGUUAAAACAGUUUCUGCAUACAAGCAACACACAGCUCGAACACAGGCCGCACCUUCAGGCUAUCAUCACCUCCUGUGAACCAAAUCAAUAAGGCCAUUUUCAAAAGGAGUAGAUGGCUAUCAGUUCUCCUUUAAUAAACUUCUGCCUCUAUAAUGCUCAGCUGCGGGGGCCACCUAGUACAUGAUGAAAUGAUUAAAAUGUACAUCACAGUAGGCCUGCAUAACAGAAGACAGACAGGAAGAGAAGGGCAAAACCAACAAGGACAGGAGUAGAAAAAAAAAAAAGCGCAGAGGAAAAUGGUGUCAGGAAAGUGCUACCGAUCGUAAUUAACCUUUAAUCAAAUUUGAUCAUAAAUAUUCAGAUAACUAGUGGGGGAAAAAGCCCUUCUAACAUGUGCAUAGGCAUUUGUGAUACUGUCAUAAAUGUUUUCUUACAUUUUAACAGCUGGCAGGUCACAGCUGGGUGGAAAAGGUUACAUGAAUCCAGGGGAUGGAGAGGGUCAUAUUAUCAGUCCAGGCAUGCUCCGCUGAGCAGCAUAGCAUAGCAUAGCUGACAGCCAGCACGAGGCACCAGCCCUGUGACAGCUUACUGCCACCGCAGUAACAACACUGGGAACUGAGCGUCGCACGGGCUAUCUAACCACAUGUCAAACUAUUGAGAGGAGAACUCGAACAGGGGGCAUCUAACUUGCCGGGCAUCUUGCCGAAGAAGAGAGACACACCAGCGCAGCUGCUACCUCACAAUGGUGACAGCGGCUGUCCUCGAGCCAUAGACAACAGCCAGCAGAUAACCAAAGUAAAAAAAGGAAAUAAAUUGGAAAUGUCGAGUGAAGAAUGGAACUUGCCGUCACAAUACUGCUUAAAUAGUUGGAUUGGGAUGUGGAAUUCCCGUCUCCUGACUCAGACACUGACUGGUUCUACCUACUGAGCAGACCCCCGCCCCACUCAAAUAAGUCGAACAAAAUCACUUCACUUCCUAUUCUCAGCUCAGCGGGAACAAUCAAGAGGGAAGACUCCGCAUAGUUCAAUCGCCAUGUAUCAGCAUUCAAAUGUAAGCAAGGAAACCAAUUCACUGUAGUGGAGAAGAGAGAAGAUUUUAUUUCGACUUUGUGACCAUAUUAGGAUUACCAUAUUAUUCGUGUUAUGAAUGACAUAGCAGAGCUUCUGCAAUUUCUAAAAAUAAUGCAGUCAAUUCCAAUUAUGCCUUCUCCUGAAGUAGUGUGAUAAGAAAGUCUACUCUGCAGUACAAAACCACAAACCUCAAGUGUCCAGACGAUCGCUCCACAUCGAAACAGUAAGUAAAAAGCUGUAGUGGUAAAAAUAUUGUCUGUUUUACCAUUUGACUUUGCAAGCACCUUUUUUCCCCCCCCUCGGUGCCGUUCUGUGAAACGUCUAGAUGCUGAACCAAUGCAGAGUGAACACUCUUGUUACCUGUUUGGAGGCUAGAGACGAGACAGAUGUGUGCGCACGUGGUAAUAUAUGGAGGCCAGCAAAUGUUCAUUUUCAUUGAGCAUGACUUUUUCUCGACUCACUUUAUACUUUUCCAGGCAUAAUAAUGUUUGUUAAAAAACAUGUCAAUUGUGAGAAAUGUGACUAAAUAACAAUAAUCGAACAAUCGCAGUGUUUUACCUUACGAUGGAUUAUCGAGAGGCUCGCACUGGUAUCGAUUUCUUUUAUUAUUAAAAUAUAUGCGCUAUAAAUAUCUUUCACCGUUCCUCCUCAGUAAGUCAAGUCACCAUUUUACCAUCCAAUAGGUGCUCCUCGCUAGAGUGGCAGGAAGUUGGGCAUUGUUUCUGCACUAUGGCUGUUUGUACUCUGCAAUACAAACUAUGGCAUUUAUUUUUUAGUUUGUUUUGGUUUCACCACAUCACUAUAUGGAGGUACAGUAAACCUCGGAUAUAUCGGACUCGGAUAUAUCGGAAAUUCGCUCACAACGGACAGAUAAAAAAGAACCGAUUUUUCUGUAAUGCAUUUCCAAUAAAAAUUCAUUGCAUAUAUCGGAUUUUUUAGAACGGAUUUCGCCUAUUUCGGACAAAAUCUCCAGUCCCGUUCCAAUGCAUUUCCAUUAAAUUUCCCUCGCAUAUAUCGGAUGGCCGCAUCGUGGCGCUCCGAUUCGCCGAAUCGUGACAGGCCGCUAUACGACGUCAUUUGCAGCGUUGCCUGCGCGUCCAGGUACAUUGGAAACAUAGUCAAGGAAGUGCCUUUUAUAACGGAUAAAAUCCGAUUUACGCAUAUACCGGAUAUAAAUCCGAUAUAUGCGUAAAACGGACAUUUUCCGGUAUACGCAUAUAACGGAUUUCGCUUAUAUCGGACAAAACCAGUGGGAACAAUUGAAUCCAAUAUAUCUGAGGUUUACUGUAUUAUGUUUAUCAUCAGCCAUGUGUUGCAAAUCAUAUCAUGGCUUGGAGUCGUUUAGGUAAAAUGGACCGCAUUACAUGGAUGACACGCUGUUGAUUUAGGCUUAACUAACUAACUAGGCUUAACUUUGUGGUCAGCUAUGAGAGGUUCAGCGAUAUCCCUGCAGACCUUUUCCAGGCAGCAUGAUUUUGCUCAAUAUGGAACCGACAUUCAAACAAGAGUACAGAACAUUGGGAGAUUCUCCCAUGACAUAAAUACUUCUGUGGCAAAUGGAUUUCAACACACUCACACACUUUCGUCUUUUUCCCUGUUGGGGGUCGCCAUAGCGACCCACUGGUGUGAAUGGUUUUAGUUUUGUUUUUGUUUUUUUUAUAUACCAGAUGCCGUUCCUGCCCGGGAAUCGAAGCCAUGCCCCCCCAUGAAAGGGAUCAUGUCUGCACACAUCUACAAAAUCAAUAUUCACCACAUCCUUUGUGAAUGUCUCAAUGAAGGCCGAUGUAACACCGGAGCAGGGUGCAACAUGGCAAUGACGGUGUUAUCUGAUGAUUGCAAUCAGGUACUCUGAAAUGAAAAUCACAACUGCACCACGUCUGUACUAUUUGGUCCACGGUUUGCAGUGUUGCUAAGGUCUCUUGCAUUUUAAAGAUAAUACUGCAGAUACGGCCGUAUGAACGGCAGUGACACCGGUGUCUAUGAGGAAUGGUGUUGUUCUGCAAAAGCAGUUUAUGAUUUAUUUAACACACACUUAUCUUGUGGAGCAUGUAGAGACAAGAGACCAGACUUUGUCGUAUCAAGUGUUUCCAAUAUACCUUGCUUGCGGACAUCUUCCACUGCAGCAGUCAGCUCAUCCUUGAGGAACUGGCUCUCCUUUGCAAUCUUUUCUCCUUUUUCCAAAAAGUUCUGAGUCGCAGUCUCUACUGAUGCUGCCAGGACAUGGGCUUUCUUGGAACGUCCCUUCUUCUUGUUAGACGGACCUUUGUUACUUGAGUUUACCAGAGUGGUGACCUAUGGCAGGUAUAAAAACGGGGAAUAAAUCAUUAUGUUUAACCUGCAAAGGCAUCAUGUUACAAUUCAAGUCCUUCACCUUUUUGUGACCUUCUACGUAAGUCUUUAGUCAUAAAAUGGUAUUUUUGUUUCAUGUAAUGCAAUGGUUUGAUUUGAAAAACUGACAACCUGAUAAUGCAGUAGUCAUCCCUCGCCACGUUCACUCUAAUAGCUUUCAAACAUAUUCAUUAAGAAAAUGUUUGAUUAAAUUUGAUUAAAUUAUUAGUCAUUAAAUAUGCAUAUUGAAACAAAUGCAGGGCUGCACAGUUAAUUCUUUUUUUUCCUAACACAAUAUAGUGAAGGAGUGAUAUUGAUACUGUACUUCGAUUUAUGUUGCUACUGUAAUUCCAAUCGGGAAAAUGAGUGUCCCAAAAACUUCUAAGGUUCAAACUGAACAGCAUUAGAUACUAACUCACUAACUUUUCUAUUUUUAACCAUUUGGUCUUUCCCUACAAUGUUAAACAACAAGCGAGACAUGAUAAAAAUAAAUAUUACCUGUGUGACCAAGGGCUCCAGCAGCCUCUCCACUGCCAGAGUCCUGAUCUCCAGACUCUUCGGAUCCCAUUUGAAGUUAAUGUUAGCCGUGUUGAUGCUCGUCAUGUCUGAAAUUCUAGGAAUGGAAACAAAAAAAAGUGACGGCACUUAAUGCUAGAAUACAACACAGGUCAUUAGUUAUUUCUUUCAAAUGAUGUAAACAGCGUUGUACAUCAAAAGAAGAUCUCAACCUGGAGAAAAAUUUCAAAAGUCCCUGAAGUGAAUAACCGCAUAACACAAAAUAGUAACAAGAAGAGUUUAUAUGCCUGCCUCACAAAAUGUCCUCUCAUUUCAGUGACAAGAAACUGCAUUGAUUUGGUAGCAGACAUAAACUGGCAACGGUCAGUAACCCCUUGAGGCUACUAGAUACUACAUAAAAUGGUCACCUAUAGGAUGAAAACAAUGUAAUUGCUAGUAGCCUUCCAGAACAUUUGUAUAAUAUCUGUUCCUAUUACUUAUUGGCAGGGUGUGAUUUAAUUAUGCAUGGCGAGAAUAAUCCAUUAAAUUCAUAAUAAUCCAUUAAUGUGCCAUUCUGUUUAGGCACAUUUAUACUAACGAAUGUGACACACUUUUACGUUAUGGUUAAUUAGUUAUGGGCGGAUAAGGCCACCAGAUGAGCUCUACUUCCUGUACCGCUGUUAGUCUAUGGUGAUGCAGAAAGCCUCGAAUUUACUGAGGUUUGCAUUCCUGACAGUCCACGUAAUUGCAGCGCUACAUUGGACAGAAUAUGUAGGCCAUUUGCGGUCAAAACCUGCAGUGGUCGGGUCAAUCGGUACUGAUGCACAACGUAUCUUAACUGGGUUGACGUGAAAGUGAAAUAACCCUUCAUAGAGCACAACCAAUAAUAGCAUUAGGCCUGAACGCCACCAUAAUGUUUCUAUUCAAUGCGUUCUCAUCCCAACCGGAAGCGACACACGCUGUAAAAAGUGCAUACAUUUGUUUUGCGAGCAACAGGGCGGCUCAAACUAUUAGCAAAAGUGCUAGCCAUACGAAAAAAGCUAAAGUUACACCUGUGUGACUGCUAACGUAAAACUAUUCGGACGUAAUUUGGAUUAUCAUGAUUACAGAUAAUUAUAUUAAUAAGCGACACGAGCAUAAAAGCAAGACAUUCUAUCGUAUAAUUCCUGCCUACUUAGCUUACCUGCUAACCUACUUCGUGCCAAAGACGACACCUUUCGUAAGCUAAUGCUAAUAAGUGGACAAACCACUAAAGCCUUCCGCACUAAAUACCAAACUGACGACAAACAUGUUACAACACGCUCUCGAACAGUAGCGCGUCAGUUUGUACUUUGUCAUCAAAAAGGUGAACAGAAACGGUUCUAACUUACCGAUAACAAUUCGUUCCGAAAGUUUCAAGAUGGAGGAAUGAGAAUUGUUCGCCUCUAAAAGUUGUCCUCCCCUUUCCUUGCCUUCGCGGAAAUUAGACUUUUUUUUACCCUCGGUUCCUAACUUCACAAAAUAUCUCACUUGAAAGACAUACAAGAAAGUACAAGUUCAAAGACCGUCUCUAGAGACCGUUACCUUGGAAGUUUCGUUCAAGAUUAUUUCGGUGUCGAUGGUUGUUUCCCAACAAUAGCCGAAGCGGAGGAGGGGAAUAGGGCGGUGACCGACUUCCUGAACUUCCAGGCUUAGAGCGGACCACAGAACUCACAGCCGGGCCGCAAAUGAAGGCUUGUUUCGGGCGUGGCAGUAGCGGUGCUUGCCCAUAUAUGGAUUCAUUAUUGCGUCAACCUGCCAGAUACUUUGUUUAUGUUUAAACCUCGAAACUAACUUCAAAAUACUCCGAUAAUAGAUUUUAAACU
This is a messenger RNA of Doryrhamphus excisus (bluestripe pipefish), 18156 nucleotides long. RefSeq names its product leucine rich repeat transmembrane neuronal 2 (gene lrrtm2). The record is from RefSeq and is a predicted model, not a curated record. Gene Ontology annotation, molecular function: protein binding. Lineage: Eukaryota; Metazoa; Chordata; Actinopteri; Syngnathiformes; Syngnathidae.